Alosa sapidissima (American shad) is the source of this 6371-nucleotide messenger RNA. RefSeq names its product transcription factor 20. The transcript has 6 exons. The record is from RefSeq and is a predicted model, not a curated record. Bases 304 to 3156 code for a protein of 950 amino acids. Lineage: Eukaryota; Metazoa; Chordata; Actinopteri; Clupeiformes; Clupeidae. Gene Ontology annotation, cellular component: nucleus. Gene Ontology annotation, biological process: regulation of transcription by RNA polymerase II.
UCACUACUUGAAAAUGUAAUCUCCCUUUACAAAGUGGAUAUGGACAUUAAAAACAGUCUGACAUUUCCCAUAAUGCCUCAGUGACGCUACCAGCUGACAGAGCCGUUCUUAGAGCACGUUCGGAUAUCCGAAUAAAAAGUGUGGAGAGACCUUUCAUCUGUUUCUUUACGCAAACUUAAGGACAUUGUUCCCUGUCCCCCUAUGUGUCUGGCGGGACAUAAGAUGGGGUCCCAUACGGCGUGUUCAGACUGGUGUUAUGAAAUCAACUAAUUGAUCUUCAUUCUAGAUUCAAUUUUGGUGAUAAUGGACCAACCAGACAGCAGUGGGGAUGGGCUACAACCUCAAGACCUCUCUUCCUCCUGCGCCUUGCCCAUUGCCUUUGAUUUGAGCAAAAAGGGUGAGGAUUGCCUGCGAAAAGCUAGUGCAGUGGAGGCCCUGCAUGUGGUUCAACCCCAAGGCUGGUAUGUGGGGGCAGGGACUAGCGAAGCCGUAACGUUCCCAGAGAACACCUGUGACCUCUCUCCAGUGCCUGGCGAACAGAUCCAACCCGACAAUGCCUUCUCCAACACCACUGUCACCCUCUCGUACGUCAGCCGGUCCCACGUCUUCUCCUCCACCCCCCUCACAGCGCAUUGCCCUCUCUAUGACGUGUCGUCCCUCAGCAAGAAACUCUCCCAGCAUGCAUCGGGCUACGAGGCCCUCCCGUUGAUGUCUGAGGCAGAUGGGGCCCCGCUCUGUGUGGAGAUGGACCCCCACUGUCUUCAGCCGGUUGCCACGCCAGUCGGGGUGGCACCGCACGAGUCCUUCGAAUUCGUCCUGCCUGCUCAGGUGAUGCAGAACGUCGCCACCGGAGUUUGUUUCCUCAAACAUGCCGUGGACCUCAAUGGCAUACAAGACUCCGGGGAUGCUGCCGCCGCUGUGGAAAUCCUGACGCCGCUCCAACAAGGUGCCCCCAUUGUUUGCAAGCUCUCGCAGGAAGAGAACGGCUGUUUGCAGAACGGGGACUGCGCCUUGUGGGACGCUGGAGCGUGUGGUGGUGAGAGUGCUUCGGGCGAUCUCUUCACGACCCCAGCUGAAGUGCAGGGGAAGAGGGACUCUGAGGUGCUCUUUCUGAUUUCCAGGACUGAACAGCCACUUGGAGUACAUGACAUGGGGACUACUAGACAUUUUUGCAGCUCGCUCAAUAGGGAAUAUAUCAGUCCUCUAGAGGAUCCAGUAUCUCCCCCUGCCACGCCACAGGAUGAGAUAGAGGAUGUUUUCGUGCUGCCGCAGACGGCAAGCUCUCCAACCGGGGAGAAUUUUCCAGAAGACUUGGUUACGAAACACAGUGAAGUGGGUCUUUCUAGUCCUCUGCCUGCCGAAUUGACUUGCACUGGCGAGACUGAAUGUUUACUGGGUAAUUCAAACACUGAAAACAUAUCGGAAUUGAGCUGCCAACCACUGACAGAUAACGGUCUAGACACAGAACAGGCACUGUCGGAGCAAUGUCACGAUUUACCCGAAGAUAAAGCAUCAGGUAUGAUGGACAAGGCUGAGUCGACAGCCAAGCAGCAAUUAAAUGACAACACACCAGCAAAGAAAGGACAACCGGAGCGGAAAAUACUUCCCCCUCGGUCUGGCAGGGGUAUAAGGUUGGAGGCCAUCGUUCAAAACAUCAACCCAUCCAGAUUCAGAGUCAGUAGGACUCGCUCAACUAAGAAAUCCAACUGCUUAAAAGUCGCGUUGGCUGAGAGUAAAGCCGUCAGCAUUAAUAGGGAGAUUGUAACUGCUAGUGACGACCCUGAGAUGCGUGAGAACGUAUGCACUUCCGAGCAAGAAACUAGCACUUCCGAGACGAGCAGUUGCUUGUUGCAGACAUCAGUCCAAAGGGAGGAGGGCGGAGAUAGUAGCAGCUGUUUUAAAGAAGGAUCUACCUCAGAUUCUGAACACACACAGAGUCUUUCCAAAUAUCGUAUCAAGGGCACAUCUGAUGAAAUGACAAACAACACAUCAUCUACUCCAACGAAGAAAUCGGGGAAAAGGCCGAGUGGCACUUCGAACUGUAAAUCGUCCAACAAUCGCCGUGCGAUGAGUCCGUUGCCCCCACCCAGAUCUCACAAGAAAAAAAGUCAACCAGCGGCCAGCCCGCAGAGCAAAAGCUCACCCACCGCCAAGAAAGCGCACACACCCAAAAAGAAACGCAAGAAAGUACACGUAGGCCAUUCCUCCAUGUUCUCCCCCAAGGAGCCUGAGAUCAAGCUGAAGUACGUCAACUACAAGGAGGAGAAAAGGGACUCGCGGGCGGACACCUUUUCCCCUUUUGUGCAUGUGGAGCGCAAGCGGUAUGUCUCGUGCACAGUCGUCAACUACCCCGAAGAGGUGAAGCCGACGGUCAGGAAAGGACUGCAACAGCCGACCUCGGGCUUCGUGUCUGGCGUCGUCCCGUCCACACCUUUCCUGCAGUACGGCCGUGUGUCGAACGACGCUACGCGACGCGCUGCCCUGGUGUGCUGCCUGUGUGGCCGUGCGGCCAACACGCUGGACCUGGGUGACCUCCAUGGGCCCUACUACGCAAACGGCUCCAAAGCGGAGACCAGGCCCACUGCUGGCGUCGCAGGCCUGAAAGCCGAGGAAGAGGAGGACCUCAGCGAUUCGGACUCGUCUUUCGGCACCAAGGCCAGGAAGUGCGCCUCGGCCGUCCCUGGCAGCUGGGCUCGGCGUGCCCGCCAGCGUAGGCCUUUGGACGCGGCCCUUGGUGGACCUUACCAGAGGUGGACCAGCGACGGUGAGCUCUCGCACAGCCCAGCGGCCAAGAAGUCCCGCUUGGAUGGCGGGGCAGCCGAGAGCUGGUACAUCCCGCCCGUGGUGCCGCUGGACUCCAACGAAUACUGGCUGCACGAGGACUGUGGCAUUUGGUCAGCAGGUGUCUUCCUGGUGAAGGGGAGGCUGUAUGGGUUAGAAAAAGCAGUCAAGAUGGCCCAGGAGACGAUGUGCUCUAUGUGCCACAGCGUGGGCGCCACACUGGGAUGCUUUUUCAGAGAAUGCCCCAACAAAUAUCACUACAUUUGUGCUGUGCAGUCUGACUGUGUACUCAAUGAGGAGAACUUCUCCAUGAAAUGCACCAAGCACAAGAAUAAAUCAAUCAAAGGCUCUACCAAUAGAAAGAAUGCCAGAUGACAAUACCCAAGAAGCAGCACCUGUUCAAGAUAAACAACGUCUCUGCCACUCCACCUUGGUAGUCCAGUGUGUCGGCCGAGCUCAGUGAAACUGAAAGCACGUCUCCUAAACUGAUGGCAAGAGGCCUCUGGAAUGCAAUCACCCUCUAACCUUAACGCAACAUCUCAGUAGUGAAGUCACUCCUUACGUCAGUGCACACCAACAGGGAACUUCAAGGCUUUCAUUAACGCCAAUGCGUCUGUAGUGCUUACAGGUUUGGAUCAAAAGUGGAGGGCAUAACAUACCAACUAAGGGGCCCAAAGGAGGAAGGAAGAAUGAAAUGGCACAGAGUAAUGUUUUUAAUAUAUAUAUACAUUUGAGAAGAAAUUCUCAGCAGUAAGUUGAAUUAUCCUAAGUGGAUAUUAUUGUUAUUAUUAUUAUUAUUAUUAUUAUUAUUAUUAUUAUUAUUAUUAUUAUUGUAAUUCUUUUUUGUACAGAAUGACUAGUCUUAUUUAUAUUUUAUUUCAAUAUAUGAAUUAUUUCAGUCAUUGUUGAAGCAAAGUUGUUGGAUGCAUUGAGUGUUAAUUUAAUCAGUGGCAUGAACACAUCUCAUCUGGAGACGCAUGAUUUUUGCUCCCAGGGAACGAGGCAAGUGUUGGCCCAAAGCAGUAGAGAGGAGCAGUUAUCUGUGGGGAAAGGCAGGGGGUUUGUAUCACUUUAAGAUAAUGCCCUCCCUCAGCAUCUGUUUAAUCAUAAACCUGCCAUCUAAUUUCUGCUAACAUUCUUAUUGACCUGAACAUUUUUCGCUUGGGGAAACUAGAUAGCAAUUGGCAAAAAAAAAAUAAAUAAAUAAAUAUAUAUAUAUAUAUAUAUAUAUAUAUAUAAACAAUAAAAUGUAUUUUCUUUGUUCUCAGUCAGAACUGAGACCCCAGUUGCUUUUGGAAAGGCUUUGGUACUUAUUAUCUGCAUUAGUGCCAAGUCUACCUGCUGUCAUCUGUAUGUUGUUCUCGGUGGCUCUAAGAGUAAUACUGACUAUCAAACCAGAACUGACCAUCAUAAGACUGCACUUGUAAUUUUGUUCUCUUACUUCCUAGCGAUCCUUAAGGGAACUGUGCCUGUGUUUUUAAAGUCAUUCAUUGAAUGUAUCUUCUCUGGAGGUUUUCUUCAAGUUGAGAAUUUUCAGUGUGCACUUGGCACUUAAUUUAUCCAUGUGUUUUUUUGUAAUGUUUGGAACUUUUGUUUAUUUUCUUUUUCUUUUUUGGAGAAUUAUUUAAAACAACAGUAUUGUCCCCAUAAAACUGAAUGCCCCCAAAUUAAAUUUCCCACAAGCACUCCAGUUCUAUAUGAAAUAGAUCUUUAUAAAGAUAAAAAAUGUAUCCCUGCAUUGCAGUGUUGAAGGGCAACUGACGUCCUUACUAUACAGUGAGAUUGAUACUUUGUCAGUAGAAAUGUAUUGCAGUAGAGGAGAAUUUUCUGCACAUCAUCCACCUUAGAUGAGUAGUUGGAUGUCUACCCUCUUGGCCUUUAACAGUUGGUAGAACAAACGGAAGACUAACCAUUAAAAGGGUCAAAUACAUUCUGUUAAUGUUAGAAGCACAAUACAUAUUGUGCUGACGGGAUAAUGUUAUAACACCGAGUGAAGUAUACCAUGUGACUGCCCAAUGGGUCCUGGAACAUUUGAUCCAUAUUACUUUAGCUCACAAUACUGUACCUCCCAUAGCAACCACGAGCAGCUGUUCUGUUUACAUUAAUGUGGGGUCACUGGACGUGGCUUAGGCUGUCCGUCUCUCAAUGCUGAAAAAAUACGGACGCCCACGAAUCCUUUCUAAGGGAUUAUGGGCGCCUCCUUUAAGUCUCUUAACAUAUUUGCCAAUAGUUGAUGCUUCAGACGUUCUGGUACGAGGUACAUAAUAUAUAGAUAUAUUUUGUAAUUUGUCCUCUGUUGUUCUCACCUAGCUGUGUACUUGUCUUGUCCUCUUGUUGAUCGAAUACAGUAUAGAGCAACUAAAAGAACUGAUUGCACAGCUACACACUAUGUUGUAUGGGAAACACCAGCUUGUAAUUUUGUCAUUUUUGACAGGGCUAUGAAUGGCCUGUGUCUGCCUCUCUUAAAUCGACAGUGCUGACACUGUGUAUUCUGUCUGUCACCACCUCAAGUGGUUAUACUAUCCCUUUCACUGAAUAUAUGCAGCUUUCAAACAUGCCAACACAACAGACUUUUUGACAUAUUUAACAAGGAAAAAAAUAGUUCUGCUAAAUACUGGGAACUUGCCGCAGCUCUCUCUCUCUCUCUCUCUCUCUCUCUUUUUAACAUGCAAUGAACAUCAUAUUUCUACCCUUCUUUUUGCCAGGCAACAACUCAGAUGGUCAGUUUACCAGCCUUGUGGAAGACAAAUCAGAUGAUGUACAUAGCCUUUGUUUUCUUGGACAGGAGGCUUGCAUGCACUUUUUGUAAGAGAUUUGUCUGAAUCAAUGCAGGCAUGAGACACUUGUCUGGUGGGGUAAAGAAGAAGGGUGGGGUUGAGUUUGGUUGGGUGGGGGUGGGGCCUAAUGCAUAUAGGAAGUGUGUUGUAGUCCAAUUGUGUCCGUUGCAUAGCAGCACUAGACCGGUGUUUGUGUACCUAAUGAACUUUGUGUUUGGUCUGUGGAAUCGCAGCUGCAGUGAAAUGUCCUGACAUGUCGUGCCAGUGCCACAGUUUCUGUCCUGAUCUGACGUAUGUGGAAGCAGGUUUGGGAAUGCACACACAAAUUGGGUCCUUGCAUUUGAAUUCCACCCGAGAUCUCUAUUUUUUAGCCCUGCUUUGUGAAAUGUGUACCUGAUCGACCGCCUGCUCAUCUUGCUGCCUACAAGCAGUGUGCCAUAUUGAUGUUCUUUUUAUUUUAUUUUAUUCUAUUUUAUACUUUCAGAAAAUGUAUUUGUUUUAUUUCUGUAGCUUUUUUCAAAGUGAGUUACAUGACAUUUUGAUCAUUUCUGAACCUCAGCCAAAGUCUGCCACAUGCAACUUAUCGAGAUUUAACUGUCAUUUUUGCCAGUGAAACUGAAAUGUACCAAAUGUUUUGUUUUGUCUGUUUUUUUAAUGUUGUCUCCGUAUCUUAUUUUGUCCAAAUCUAAAACUCAGGGUUGAACCUCAGUCUCUGGACUUUAUAUCCUAAUUUUGUUCACCCCAUACUGGACUGGAACAAUACUACAGCUUAAUCGGUCAAAACAUACAAAUAAAUUGCAUACUGCUCAGUCA